This is a messenger RNA of Beta vulgaris subsp. vulgaris (sugar beet), 3588 nucleotides long. Its product is annotated as putative disease resistance protein RGA4. Lineage: Eukaryota; Viridiplantae; Streptophyta; Magnoliopsida; Caryophyllales; Amaranthaceae. The coding region runs from base 1 to 3588 and encodes 1195 amino acids. The record is from RefSeq and is a predicted model, not a curated record. Gene Ontology annotation, molecular function: ADP binding. Gene Ontology annotation, biological process: defense response to other organism. The transcript has a single exon.
AUGGCAGAAGCAAUUCUGUAUGGUGUUGCAGUAGAAGUCCUGAAAAAAAUGGGAUCAAUGACACUUGAUAAGACUGCAUCAGCUUGGGGAUUCAAGGGUGAGCUCGAGAAGCUCAAGAACAGUAUCUGCUCUAUCAAAGAUUUCCUGAUGGAUGCUGAGGAGAAGCAAGCUGAUAGCCAUGCUGUCCGCGGUUGGCUUGAGAGGCUUGCCACUGUGGUAUAUGCUGCAGACGACUUAUUCGAUCAGGUCGCUACAGUUGCAUCAAGAAAGCAGCUCAUGGGCAGAAACAAACUAGUUAAUGAGGUACAAACUUUCUUCUCCCAGUCCAAUCAGAUCGCAUUUGCCAUCAACAUUUCCAGGAAGAUUAAAAUAAUUAGACAAGGGCUGGAUGAUAUAGUGAAUGACAGUGCCCAAUUUGCCUUCAUAGCCCGCCCUGUAGAGGAAAAAGGCAUAGUAUGCAAGAGGAGGGAUCAAACCUAUUCAAUUGUAGAUGCAGAAGAAGUUAUUGGUAGAGACGGAGACAAAAAUGCUAUCUUAGACAUGCUGCUUACCUCCUGUUCCACGAACGAUGAUCAUGAGCAUCAGCGUGAGGUGCUCCCUGUCAUCACAAUUGUGGGAAUUGGAGGCCUGGGGAAGACAACUUUAGCUCAACUUGUAUAUAAUGAUCCUCUGGUUGAGGAGCACUUUGACUUAAGAUUAUGGGUGUGUGUUUCAGAUGUCUUUGACAUUAAGGUAAUCACAGAAAAUAUCCUUAAGUCAAUAACACUGAAAGAAACUCAAAAUUUAGAGAUAGAGCAGCUACAAGGUCAGCUACGGAAAGAAGUUGGUGCUGGAAAUGAAAUUGCUAAUAAAAGAUCAAAGAUGGAGCAGCAGGAUCAAUUGCACAAAGAAGUUGGUGACAAGAAAUACUUGCUUGUUCUGGAUGAUGUUUGGAAUGAAGAACGUGAGGAGUGGCUGAAGCUUAGGGCUCUUUUAAAGGUUGGUAGAAAGGGGAGUAAGAUCUUGGUAACUACUCGGUCGUUGAAGGUGGCGAAAAUAAUGGGAACGGUUCCUCCUUAUGAGUUGCAAGGCCUAUCAGAUGAGAACUCAUGGGAAUUAUUUCAAAAAAUGGCAUUUGAGCCUGGACAAGCUCAGCAGCAGCAACACUUAGUGGAGGUUGGAAGAGAAAUUAUAAAGAAGUGUGUGAACUGUCCUUUGGCCAUAAGAACUUUGGGGAAUCUUCUAUAUGGUGAGGAUGAAAACAAAUGGUUCUCAUUAAGAAAAAGAAGUCUUGCAAAGAUACCAGAGAACAAAAACGGCAUUAUAAAGAUUCUGAAGCUUAGCUACCAUCACCUCCAGUCUCCAUUGAAGAAUUGCUUUGCGUACUGCGCUUUGUUUCCAAAAGGCUAUGAAUUUGACAAGGAAACCCUGAUAGAUCUUUGGAUUGCUGAGGGAUUCAUUACUCCAUCUGAUAUUGAUGGAAGUGAGAAUCUAGAAGAAAUUGCUGAGGAGUAUUUUCUCACUUUGCUGCGAAGAUGCUUCUUCCAAGACAUCAAAAGAGAUGAAUGGGGAGCCAUGAAGAGCUGCAAGAUGCAUGAUUUGAUGCAUGAUCUUGCUCAACAAGUCGCUGGUGUCAAGUGCAAGGUAACCAAACUCGACGGAGGAGAACUGAAUGGGAAAAUUUAUCACUUGUCAGUAGACUACAGUUUGGAUCAGCGAUGGAUGAUCCCGAGUUGCACACCCAAUUUGGAACUUCUGCGUACAUUUCUUUUGCCUGAGCAGAUCAAAGACGGAUUGACCUUGAGCAAAUCUAUAUGUCAACAGUUAAUAUUGAGGUUUGGAUGCUUGAGGGUAUUGGAUCUUCACAACCUUGGGCUUUAUAGUUUACCCAAUUCAAUAGGUCGAUUAAUUCACUUAAGGUACCUCAAUCUCUCAAAGACUUGUAUUGAAGAACUCCCUAAGACAAUUACAAAACUUCAUAAUCUGCAAACACUAAAACUACAUAGAUGUUUGAGUCUUCGAAGGCUGCCCAAAAAUAUUAGGCAACUUGUUAAGCUCAGGAACCUUGAUCUUGGCAAAUGCGACGAACUAGAUUAUAUGCCUUCAGGGAUAGAAGAAUUGACUUCCCUCGAAAAACUACCUCUAUUUAUAGUUAAUUGCAAACAUCUAGGUACUGCUAGGUUCAAAGAUCUGAGGAACCUUGAAAAGCUUAGAGGAGUCUUGCACAUUAAAGUUCUUAGAGAGUUAAAAGAUCCAUUCUUAGAAGCAAGAGAGGCAAACUUGAGGGGCAAAUGUGGGCUAGUCGAGUUGUUUAUAGAAUUUUUAGAUUUGGAUGUCUAUCUGGAGUCAUAUGCCAAUAAUGUUAAUGGUGGUAACCAUGAUAAAGCUUUGCUGGAAGGUCUUACACCACAUUAUAAUUUAAAGAAACUGGGGAUUAAACAUUAUAGAGGUCAGUUCGUACCAAGUUGGGCGAAUAACUUGUGCGUGUCUCUUCCCGGACUUGUUGAGAUUGAACUUAGUUUUGGAAGAUGCCAGAAAAUUCCUAGUUUUAGCCAGCUACCCUCCUUGAAGCGCCUUACUCUUGUAUCUCUGAAAAGUGUGAAAUACAUGGAGAGUGAUCCUGCAUCCUCAACCUCUUCACUACUGACACCGACAGAACGACUAAUGUUUUUUCCAUCUCUUCGAGAGCUAAUCCUCAUAGGAAUGACCAGUUUGAAAGCAUGGUGGAAAGAAGCAUAUCUAGGGGUGGAGCAUCCUCUAUUAUCCAUGUCAUUUUCUCACCUUUCCAAAUUGGAUAUAGGUUUCUGUCCAAACCUUGUAAUCCUGCCACUUUGUCCUAAUGUGGAGGAACUGAUACUAGAAGGCACCAGCAGCACCCUUUCAGUGUUGGAGAUGGCAACAAAUACAUCAACGACAACCUCACCUUCAUCCUCAGGGUCUGGUUUGAAGUUGAAGAAGCUGAGAAUCGAUAAUGUGGAAGACCAACUUUUGUUACUACCAAAACAAAGUCUGCAUCACCUUGCUUCACUCUACGUCCUAGAUCCCAGGCUGGAAGACACUCUCCGACUAGGGGAAAUCUGCACAAGUCUGAUAUCACUCCGUUAUUUGGAAUUUUCCUUUUGUGAUAGCUUGAGAUGUAUUUCUAAAGGGUUAGAACAUUUGACUUCAUUGGAGGAGUUGGUCUUUCGGCAAUGUGAAAAGCUGGAUUUAUCCCUGCAUGAAGAACAAGAAGAUGAAGACAUGCCAUGGAAAACCUUCGAAACUAGUCUUCAUUCUCUUGUGUUCCAUAAGAUGCCUAAACUAUUGCGUCUUCCAAGUGGGCUUCAACACUUGACAAAUCUUCGUUCUCUGCAGAUAUCAGACAAUGAUGAACUGAUGGAAGUGCCAGAAUGGAUAAGUUGCUUUUCCUCACUUGGGUAUAUGGAAUUGUAUAAAUGUCCCAAAAUCACAUCUCUGCCAAACAGCUUCAGCAAGCUCACUGCCCUAAAUGAACUCCAAAUUGUAGGAUGUGAUGGAUUAACAGAAAGCUGUCGAAGUCCGAAUGGUAAGUAUUGGCCCAAGAUUCAACAUAUCCCUCUAAUUAUAGUUCGGACGAGCUAUAGCAAUUAA